CUUGUAUUUGCCGGAGGACAGUCUUGUUUCAUAGUCUGUGGUGAAGAUCCCCGGCUGUCAAUGAGAAAAGCCAAAUGGCGGGCAGCAGGCUAGAGAGGUUUGGAACUGUAUUCACCCGGGUUCGAGAUCUGAUGCGCUCUGGAGUCAUAAAGCCAACAGAGAAACCCAUCUGGUAUGAUGUAUACCAGGCUUUUCCACCAAAGAGGGAUCCGCUUCAUGUGAAGCCACAUGCCAGACUCAGUACCAAGAAACAGGAAACUGUGCCUGAAAUCCUUUACAGAGAAGAUGAAGUUAGAGCGAAGUUCUAUGAGCAGUACGGGGGGGGUCCUCGGCCUCUUGAUCUCUCCAAAUCAAACUUUGUUUCUACGUGUCAGAGGUUUGUAGACAAGUACACAGAGUUAAAGAGCCACAGAAAGCUGGAUGACUCUGCUCUGUUUGAGCAGACUGGGAAGGCUUUACUCACAGAGGGCAUCGUGCUGAGAAGGAGAGGAGCUCUUCCUGUGUCACCAGAGUCCAGGGAUCCAGUGCUCGAGCUGAAGCUAACAGACAUGUUGGCAGAGCAGCAGUCUGUUGGUGCGGACAGCAAGGAGACAAAGGACCACACCACACACGCACACACACCAUAGGCCUCAGCAACUCAAGAACCAUUGGAUGAGCUGCAGAAUCUCCACUCAAGAUAUGAUGUGUGACCGACUUUUAGAAGCUGUGGUUCUGUUUUGCUGCUCCUAUGGAUGUGACGGGCAUCUGUAGAAAAAGGCUUUGCCACAAAGUCAUGACAACCAGCUCAACCAACACCGAGAUCUACACUCUGGACUAUUUGAAUGCAAGCUUCAUGUUUUCUAGACUGAUGUCACUUAAAUGUAAAUUCCCACAGCAUCACUGCACCACUAGCAGGCUGUUGUCAUUAAAAGAUCAAAGAGCCACAAAACCUGAGUCUACAUUGUAGCAGAGAAUGGCCCCCAAAAAAACCUGUAAAUAGUCCAUUCACAUACGUUGUUUUUAUACGUGUGUGUGUGUGUGUGUGUGUGUGUCUAUAUAUAUAUAUAUAUAUAUAUCCA
This is a messenger RNA of Xiphias gladius (swordfish), 1058 nucleotides long. It is a transcript of the gene mrps23, whose product is annotated as mitochondrial ribosomal protein S23. The transcript is spliced from 5 exons. Gene Ontology annotation, cellular component: mitochondrion; ribosome. The record is from RefSeq and is a predicted model, not a curated record. Lineage: Eukaryota; Metazoa; Chordata; Actinopteri; Istiophoriformes; Xiphiidae. The coding region runs from base 75 to 626 and encodes 183 amino acids. Gene Ontology annotation, biological process: translation. Gene Ontology annotation, molecular function: structural constituent of ribosome.